UGUUAAGGAUGAUGCAAAACAUGGAUUUGAAACUAGACCAUAUAUAUGCCAAAUUGGAUGACUUGUAUAAACGACAAGAGACGCUAAGCUUCCAUUUUGAAGUUCAACAGACUUUAAUGGUCCAACAAACAAAGCUUCAUGUUGAAACCCAUUACCAUCAAGUACAUACAGAGGAACAACCAGAGAGAAAGCCAGAACAGGGCAUUUUGUCAGAUGAGCAGCUGACAUUGCUUCAAAACCACCUGGCAGAAAGAUACAACCGUGAGAUGAGCUGUGUGCCGCGGAUCCCCUGGGAUGAUACCGACACCAUGAACAUUGACGACGUGUUUGUCGAUCUGUCUCUCAUUCAAGAACAAAAGAAAGGUGGUGACCUCAAGAAGGUUCCUCUUAGGUCUUAUCAGGAUAUCUUCAAGCCACACAUCAGAAAGAAAAGAAUCAUUAUCAGAGCUUGGAUGAGACAGUACAAAGAAGACUUGCUGAAAAACUUACAGCAAUGCCAGGUCUGGAACAAGAUAUAAUAAAUCCCCCGAUCCCCCGAGCAUUUGCCCUCCGCGGGAUAUAUCCUGAUUAUAUCUAGAACGGUUCAUUUCAACCCCUUCCCACAUUUAUUGUUCAUUGCUCUGGUUGAUGUAUUUUGGAAUAUCAUACUUUCUGGUGUACACGGAUUGGCAAACUCGUGUUCUUUUUCCUCUUACAGGAGCGAAUUCCCCUCUCUGCCACAGAUACAAAGGACUUAAACUACCAAGUUAGGAUGUCGAUAGUCCUGCCAUUUUGUCUUUG
Molecule: messenger RNA, 780 nt
Organism: Lingula anatina
Lineage: Eukaryota; Metazoa; Brachiopoda; Lingulata; Lingulida; Lingulidae
Molecular function (GO): methyltransferase activity
Source: RefSeq, a predicted model, not a curated record